Spodoptera exigua (beet armyworm) is the source of this 1589-nucleotide messenger RNA. The record is from the annotation of a GenBank genome assembly. NCBI's taxonomy places the organism in Eukaryota, Metazoa, Arthropoda, Insecta, Lepidoptera, Noctuidae.
AAACAAUUUAUCGUUGAAUUCGAAUUCUGUUGAGCGAACUUAUUAUGGUAUUUUUUUAGUACCCUUAAUAAUCUGUCAUAAUUCCUACAAUGGCUACAAACAAUUCAGGAAUUGAAGAUAAGGCAUCAUGCCAUACUAUUUUAGAUAAAAUAAAUUCAAUAAGUGAUGCAGUGGUUGCAAAGGCACCAGAUAUUAAUGAUUUUACUAUAAUAAAGCCGAUAAGCAGAGGAGCUUUUGGAAAAGUAUUUUUAGCACAUAAAAAGAGUAACAAAGAUCAGUUGUAUGCAAUUAAAGUAAUGAAAAAGUCAGACAUGAUUAAUAAAAAUAUGGUCACACAAGUUGUAACCGAGAGGAAUGCAUUGGCGUUGUCAAGAAGCCCAUUUUGUGUACAUUUAUUUUACUCUUUGCAGUCAACAUCGUCUAUUUACUUGGUGAUGGAGUACAUGGUUGGUGGUGAUUUGAAGUCCUUACUAGGUGUAUAUGGGUUCUUAGAAGAAUCCAUGGCAGUUUUCUAUAUAGCAGAAGUCACCCUUGCAUUAGACUACUUGCAUAAACACAAUAUUGUACAUAGAGAUUUGAAACCAGACAACAUGUUGAUAUCAAGAACAGGCCAUGUGAAGCUCACUGAUUUUGGUUUAUCUAAAAUUGAAGUUAAUAGAGACUUGGAGAUAUCUGACUUUGUUAACUGCACACCUAGCCUUAAUAUGAGGACUCCUGGUCAACUGUUAUCACUGACUUCUCAUUUAUCAUUUGGCUCUGGAGGUGGAGACAGCACACACAACUCUGUGAUGUCUACUGAUGCCUGUAAAUUGAAAAGUUUAUUUGAAGGAGUUAGUGGAUUGGAGAGUUCACCUUUGUUAAACCAGUCACAAAUGUCAGGGAUACAUCCAUUUAUGAGCGCAGAAAGUAUUAAUUUAGAAACUUCUGAAGACUCCAGUUCAUACCACACAUGUGAAAGUUCAAGGAACAGCUCAAACUCAAGGAGUAAGUCUACAGAUCCGAGUAGCAAUAGUUCAGUAGGAGAGUCUACAGUACUAUCAGAUUCCCAACAUGACCAGUCCACCUCACCAUUGUGUAGGGGACAUUCCUUGAAGCGAAUACCUAGUUUCAGAGCUAAAAAAAGGAAGAGGAUACUGGAUUGUGAUGGGGACACCCCUACAGGUGUUACUAGCCUUCUAGAGUCUAAAGAGAAUCACAGUGGACUCACACAAGAGAUCAUGGCACUGGAACUGAGCCAGAACACACCUAAACGCAUGUCUAUACAUCCCACACCAGACAAACGGAAGAAUCCUAUCAAAGGUGUCUUAAAAAAACGAUGGGUCUCACAAAACGACAGCCAUCAUUUCAAUGUGGGAGUUAUAUUUUCAACACCAGUAAAUAACAAGUCCCCAGAAACUAAAAAGAAGGAGACUCGCUUCAAUCUUCCUAAGGAGGAGCAACCUUCUGAGUCUAAGGAGAAGGCUUUUAUGUUUGGAAAACACGUGUCGACUAGUUUAGAAAUAUUUCCUACUAGAAGAUUAAGUAAGGUAAUAUAAACAUCAUUACAAUAUAAAGUGACAUACUAAACAUUCUUUGAAACCAGCCCUUUU